CAUUGUCCGACGUGCCCUUAUUAGCAUCUAUGAACACUAGCAACUCAUAUCAGUACAAACCGCACACCAACGAAGUUCCUCGACAAAUUUUUUAAUUUUUCAUUUUAUUUUGACACAAUCAUUUCGAACAUACACAGCAACAAAAAUGCCGAUUAAAAGUGUAUACGCCCGUCAAAUUUACGAUUCCCGUGGUAAUCCAACUGUUGAAGUUGACCUUGUCACCGAUUUAGGAUUAUUUCGUGCGGCUGUUCCAUCCGGUGCCAGUACUGGUGUACAUGAAGCUUUAGAAUUACGUGAUCAAAUCAAAGAACAUUAUAUGGGCAAAGGUGUAACAAAAGCUGUGGAUAAUGUUAAUAAAUGUAUUGCUCCAGAAUUAUUGAAACAAAAUUUUGAAGUCACCCAACAAACGGAAAUCGAUGAAUUUCUCAUCAAAUUAGAUGGAACUGAAAAUAAAUCAAAGUUUGGUGCAAAUGCAAUUCUUGGUGUAUCGAUGGCUGUAUGUAAAGCUGGUGCAGCGAAAAAAGGUGUUCCAUUAUACCGGCAUAUCGCCGCGUUAGCCGGUAACAACAAUCUCAUUUUACCAGUGCCUGCGUUAAAUGUUAUUAACGGUGGCUCACAUUCUGGUAACAAACUUGCCUUCCAAGAAUUCAUGAUUUUACCAACCGGUGCCUCUAGUUUCAGUGAAGCCAUGAAAAUGGGCUCAGAAAUUUAUCACAAUUUAAAAAAUGUUAUCAAAGGUAAAUUUGGUUUGGAUGCGACAGCUGUGGGAGAUGAAGGUGGUUUUGCCCCAAAUAUUGGAGAUAACACCGAAGGUUUGGAAUUAUUAAAAGAAGCUAUUGAACGGGCUGGAUACACUGGAAAAGUUGAAAUUGGUAUGGAUGUUGCCGCUUCCGAAUUCUAUAAAGAAUCCAAAUACGAUUUGGACUUUAAAAAUCCAAAUUCUGACCCAACAAAAUGGUUGACUGUAGAACAAUUGACAUCGUUGUAUCAAAAUUUGGUGAAUUCAUAUCCUUUGGCAACAAUUGAAGAUCCCUUCGAUCAAGAUCAUUGGGAUGCAUGGAGUAGUUUCACUGCAUCCGUGAAUAUUCAAGUAGUCGGUGAUGAUUUAACUGUCACCAAUCCAAAACGUAUCCAAACCGCUAUUGAGAAGAAAUCAUGUAAUUGUUUACUUUUGAAAGUCAAUCAAAUUGGUACCGUUACUGAAUCCAUUAAAGCACAUUUAUUGGCCAAAGAAAAUGGUUGGGGUACCAUGGUAUCACAUCGUUCUGGUGAAACUGAAGAUACAUUUAUUGCUGAUUUAGUUGUGGGUUUGAGCACGGGACAAAUUAAAACUGGCGCACCAUGUCGCUCUGAACGAUGUGCCAAAUACAAUCAAAUUUUACGUAUUGAAGAGGAAUUAGGUGCGGCUGCUAAAUAUGCUGGUAAAAAUUUUAGACGGCCACAAUAAGUUCCAUAUUCCGCGGAUUUUGGUUUUUGUGCUCAUAUCCACAAAAUUUUUUUCUAUUUAUUUUUUUUUUCUCGUGUAGUAAUAUCGAUUAUCAAGAUAAUAUAUGUAAUUCAAAUUAAUUUUCUAGAGUAUUCUAGAAUAUUAUUUAAGUUCAUUCUAUUGAAUGACACACUUGUUGAGUAAUUUUACAUCUGUAUUAAAUGAUCAAUUUUGGAAAUAAAUUUUUUCAAACUUUU
Messenger RNA from Chrysoperla carnea, 1683 nucleotides. It is a transcript of the gene Eno, whose product is annotated as enolase. Bases 146 to 1447 code for a protein of 433 amino acids. The record is from RefSeq and is a predicted model, not a curated record. Gene Ontology annotation, cellular component: phosphopyruvate hydratase complex. Gene Ontology annotation, molecular function: magnesium ion binding; phosphopyruvate hydratase activity. Gene Ontology annotation, biological process: glycolytic process. NCBI's taxonomy places the organism in Eukaryota, Metazoa, Arthropoda, Insecta, Neuroptera, Chrysopidae. The transcript has 2 exons.